Molecule: messenger RNA, 2295 nt
Organism: Manihot esculenta (cassava)
Lineage: Eukaryota; Viridiplantae; Streptophyta; Magnoliopsida; Malpighiales; Euphorbiaceae
Product: 2-oxoglutarate-Fe(II) type oxidoreductase hxnY
Exons: 12
Coding region: 129-1157 (342 amino acids)
Source: RefSeq, a predicted model, not a curated record
UCCAUUUUCUGCUUAACGGCCUGCAUAAGCAAAACGACACCCUUAUUUGUGCACCGCAUUUUCUCCAGAAAACCGAACGGCGUGUUCGACAGUUGAGGUCCUCGAAAAUUCUCAAUAUACGGGAGUGAAUGGAGAAGCAGCAGCAGAGACAUGGAACCGAGGAAAUUCCCACGCGUGACCAGAAAUUUUCAGUUCUCAACUGUAUCGAUCUCUCCAGCUCCGAUAUCCAGCAAUCUGUUUCUUUGCUCAAACAGGCGUGUUUGGAUUGUGGAUUUUUUUACGUGGUAAAUCAUGGAAUAAGCCAAGAAUUCAUGGACCAGGUUUUCUUUGAGAGUAAGAAGUUUUUUCAGCUCCCAUUAGAUGAAAAAAUGAAUCUUCUUAGAAACGAGAAGCAUCGAGGCUAUACUCCCGUCCUCGACGAGCUUUUGGAUCCUGAUAAUCAACUACAUGGAGAUUACAAGGAGGGAUAUUACAUUGGAGUUGAAGUGCCUGAAGAUGAUCCUCAAGCAGAGAAGCCAUUUUAUGGACAAAAUGUUUGGCCGGCAGACUACCUUUUGCCUGGUUGGAGACAAACCAUGGAGAGGUUUCAUAAAGAGGCCCUAGAGGUUGCAAGAGCAGUAGCAAGGAUCAUAGCACUCGCACUUAAUCUGGAAGCUGAUUUUUUUGAUAGGCCUGAAAUGCUUGGCCAGCCAAUUACAGUCUUGCGCUUGCUACACUAUGGAGGUCAGAUUUCUGAUCCCUCAAAAGGAAUAUUUGGAGCCGGAGCUCACUCUGACUACGGUUUGAUUACCCUUUUAGCCACAGAUGAUGUCGUUGCCCUCCAAAUAUGCAAGGAUAAGAAUGCUCAGCCUCAAGUUUGGGAAUAUGUAGCUCCAAUCAGAGGAGCAUUCGUAGUGAAUCUUGGUGAUAUGCUGGAACGCUGGAGCAACUGUAUUUUCAGGUCCACACUGCAUAGAGUUGUAGGGAAUGGUAGAGAGAGAUAUUCUAUAGCAUAUUUCGUGGAACCUAGUCAUGAUUGUCUAGUUGAAUGCUUGCCCACCUGCAAGUCAGAAGAAAAUCCUCCCAAGUUUCCUCCAAUCAAAUGUGGGACUUAUCUUAGUCAACGCUACAAGGAUACUCAUGCUGAUUUGAAUGUAUACAGCAAACCUCAAACUUGAGCCCUGACUUCUGAAUCUCGGAGAUCAGACAGGGUCGCUGGAUCGUCGUCGGUCAGCCUUUCAACUCCGAUGCUGGAAAGCCACGUGCGUGAGUCUCACGCGCCCUCGCAAGAUUCUGCAUAUUUUCCACAUAUUUUCCACGUGCUGGCGCGUGUGAUAUUUUUCGGUGUCCUUUUUUGAUGCUAUCUUUUUUGGUAGAUUCGCCUUCAAGUCGCACCUCUGAUCUGUGUGGAUCCGUGACUUGGUUUAUCUUUUUUGGCGUAGUAGACGUUUUUUGGUAGUUUUUCCGAUAGUAAUUCUUUCCAACAGACUCACCUUCAAGUCGCACUUCUAAUCUACUGGACUCGUAUCUUUUUCGCCGAUGAACAAUAUUUCUUUUUUCAGUAACAAUAAUUUUUUACUGUUUUUUAUAGAAAAAUGAUGAUUUUUUAUUGAAAUGACAAUGACUUUUAUGGGUAAUGUAAGGACUUUUGAUAGUACUUUUGUUUUGUCUCUUAAUUCUGCUUUAUAAAUUAUUGAUUUUGGUGCAAAUAAACAAAUGAUGGUCUCUUCCGAAAACUUUUUUAAUUAUAUUCCACGUCUACAAAAAGAUACUAUCAGAAUCGUAAAUGGUUCUUUUAUUCCUAUAUCUAGAACCAGUUUUGUUGUUUAUACUCGAAAUAUUAAAUUAUUCUCUAUUCUUCAUAUUUCUUAUUUUUUUAUUAAUCUUUUAUCUGUUAGUGCUUUUAUCAAAACACUUAACCGUAAAAUUAAAUUUUUGCCUUAUCAUUGUGUUAUUCACCUUAGUCCAAAAAAAAGCUUCAUCGGCUGUACACUCUGAUUGUGAAGUUGGGUUGGAGAGAGCUAUGAUAACAGGUUUCUGUACAUCGGUGAUAUAAUAGUCAGUUUCCUUUGGUCGAUAUAGGGUGAAUAACUACAAUAUCAGACCAAAUUUCAUAGUAUACAGUGAGAGAAAGAUAGAGGAAACCACAUUUAAAGCAGCCAUGGCUUCAACCACUUCCUUUGUAAAUGGUCUUCCCACUCCAGAUGAUCCGAUCAAAAUUGUUGGCUUAAUUGCCUAAUUAGAAGCAAAUACAUAAACUGGAAAUAACAUAUCAUACACAUUUUUCACACCUUCACAGCACCUAAGAGAUUAUUG